GGUAAAUGCAUAGUACAUGGGAAAUGUGAAAAAUGACCAUGCAGAAUUGACCUGGGUAAUCUUUUAUAAGGGUAAUCUGCUGAGAGUAAGUUAGAAUAAGGAUAACAAAUAUAUAAACUGGAGUGAGUACUUUGACUGUCACCAGUUUUAAACACCGCGGCUUGAAAGAGGCAGUUUCUAUUGAACUGGUUGCUUCCUCUAAUUCAGUUUCAGUCUUUAAACAUAUGUCUUUAGUUUACUCACCAAAAACCAUCAAGCAUCAAACAGGAGCUUUCAGUCAACCAGACAGCACUCCCUCAGGAACCAUGGGACAAAACGAAGACUAUGACUAUUAUACCUACACCGAUUCCUAUACUGACUAUCCAGAACCAACCUACGUUGACUCGGAGCCCUGUAAACUAGACAGCACCUGGAAAAUCAACCAGUCCUUCAUACCAGCUGUGUACUCCCUGAUCUUCGUGCUAGGGCUUCUGGGAAACCUCCUGGUGCUGGCGGUGGUCUCUCGCUACAAGCGGCGGGCGUUCUCCCUGACGGACACCUUCCUGGUCCACCUCGCCGUGGCCGACCUCCUGCUGGUCCUCACCCUGCCUUUCUACGCUGUCCAGUACGCCAGUGGCUGGGUUUUCGGGUCCGUGGCGUGCAAAAUCACGGGCUGGGUCUUCUCCGUCAAUUUAUUCACCACCGUUCUCCUCCUGGCCUGCAUCAGUUUCGACCGCUACUUGGCCAUCGUCCACGUGGUCCAGCUCUCCUGGAGACAGAACUCGUGGUACGCCCACAUGGCCUGCGCCGCCAUCUGGGCGGUCUGCUCGGGCCUGUCCGUGGUCGAUUUCUACUUCCACAGGGUCCUGAAGAUCAAGCAGCUGGGCGGGGCCAGCGUCUGCAUGAAUGACUUUGACUCCCAGAGCGCUGACCGCUGGAAGACGGUUCUGCACAUGCUCAAUCUAGUCCUAGGCUUUGCUCUGCCGCUAUUGGUCAUGCUCUACUGUUACAUCAUGAUAUUCCGGUCUCUGUGCAAUGCCCCCCGCUUGCAGAAGCAGAAAUCCCUCAAGGUGAUCGUCUCCAUCGUGGCGGCCUUCAUUCUCUGCUGGGCGCCCUACAACGCUUUGCAAUUGGUCGAAGGCUUGGUGAGGGUGGAGGCAAUUGGGCGAGGGUGUGCACUGGAAAAGGCCCUGGAUGUUGGGAUCUUGGUGACCCAGAGCCUGGGGCUGGCGCACUGCUGCCUCAACCCGCUGCUGUACGCGUUUGUGGGUGUGAAGUUCAGGAAGGAGCUGGCGCGGUUGUUUAAGAGCUUGGGGGAACUGUGUCGCCAUGGCCGAAGGUUCAACUCCAGGCACGAGAGUAGCAGCAGCUGCAGCAGGCUGCACAGAUCAAGGAAGAAUACCAACUCAAGAACCUUCAGCUCAGACAACGAGACUUCCACCACUGCUUACUCUGUGAUGUUCUGAAGCCUGGUGGCCCAAUGACUUCAAUACCAUUGUAUCUGUCUGCUUGACCAUAGGCCAACAUACAGCAGCGUGCAAACGUGUCAGAACACCUCAAGAUUCGUCAUUGAUCUCCUUUAUACACCCACCUGCAUGAAAACCUGUGUGAGAAUUUCAAUUUCCACUCAGUAAUCAGCGAUAGAGAAACAAUAGAUGCCUGUGUUUGAAAAUGUGAGACCACUUUGUGCUUUAAUUAAUUAGGCAUCGUAAACAACUUUUAGAAAGUAUCAUUCUUUUUAUCAUUUGUGGCUCUGUGUUCCUUUUCUCUUACUGUUUUAAACACAUUGCAUGUGCUGCCUAUUGAAGUCAUCAAUUAAAUUAGACCAUUCCUAAUCUGCAUGCUUGGACAAUUUCCCCAGAUUGUCAGUUCCUGGGGUUUGAUUUCACGUGCACAGCAAAAUCAAAACUUUAGAAGCAAUGGGGUGCUCUAAUACAUGUGCACACUGCUGUAGCUUUAAACCUGAAAAUGUUGUCACAAAUUGAGUUGCUAACCUAAUGAAGCUGUUUUCAAACCUGUCCAUAGCAGCCUUCUCGGUCUGAUUUAAAAAGCAUGUAAUUCUGCAUGAGCACCCUCACUGAUUUCCAAUGGUUUUCCUAAGAGCGUGACUCGACGUA
This is a messenger RNA of Polyodon spathula (Mississippi paddlefish), 2096 nucleotides long. Its product is annotated as C-X-C chemokine receptor type 3-2-like. Gene Ontology annotation, cellular component: membrane. The transcript is spliced from 2 exons. The record is from RefSeq and is a predicted model, not a curated record. Gene Ontology annotation, molecular function: chemokine receptor activity. Gene Ontology annotation, biological process: G protein-coupled receptor signaling pathway; chemotaxis; immune response. The coding region runs from base 225 to 1445 and encodes 406 amino acids. Lineage: Eukaryota; Metazoa; Chordata; Actinopteri; Acipenseriformes; Polyodontidae.